Molecule: messenger RNA, 1295 nt
Organism: Cololabis saira (Pacific saury)
Lineage: Eukaryota; Metazoa; Chordata; Actinopteri; Beloniformes; Belonidae
Gene: sostdc1a
Product: sclerostin domain containing 1a
Exons: 2
Coding region: 31-687 (218 amino acids)
Biological process (GO): negative regulation of Wnt signaling pathway; negative regulation of BMP signaling pathway
Molecular function (GO): BMP binding
Source: RefSeq, a predicted model, not a curated record
UCUGAAACCCGCAGGUGCUGCAGUCCAACCAUGCGCCUCAGCCAGUCGCUCCUCCUGCUGUGCAUCCUGCUGCGGAGCUGCCAGGCCUUCAACAACGACGCCACGGAGCUGCUGUUCCCGCACGGGAGCGUGCAGGGGCCCGAGCAGGGGCCCGAGCCGCAGAGCAACGUGUCCCUGAACCGAGCGCGCUCCGGCGGGAGGGGAGUUGGCCCAGCGGGCCCCGGGGGCCCCGACAGAGCCGAGCGGAGUCAAAUCGGAUGCAGAGAGCUGAGGUCCACUAAGUACAUCUCCGACGGCCACUGCACCAGCAUCAACCCCAUCAAGGAGCUGGUGUGCGCGGGCGAGUGUCUCCCAGCACAUAUGCUGGAAAACUGGAUCGGCGGGACCCGGGGCAGGAAGUUCUGGGCUCGCAGGAGCAGCAACCACGACUGGCGCUGCGUCAACGACAAGACUCGCACCCAGCGCAUCCAGCUGCAGUGCCAGGAUGGCAGCACGAGAACGUACAAAAUCACCGUGGUCACCUCCUGCAAGUGCAAGAGGUACUCGAGGCAGCACAACGAAUCGGGCAACAAGUUGGAGGAGUCGGCCGCGUUGGCCCCGCAGCUCCUGCACAAACACAAAUCGAAGAGCAAUAGGAGGUCGGGCAACAGCCGGAUCACUGAGAACUGGCACGAGACUGAACCCUGAGAGCUGGAAGAUGUGCGGACUGAGUCUAAACCCUCUGGAUUUAUGUAUCUAUGACAUCCAGAGGUUGCAGUUGUGGAUUAUCUCUCUGACUGGGACUUGAUUUACGAGACGCUGGUUCCGCACUGUAACCUAGACUCCAAAGGGCACACUAAGGACUCUGUUUGGCAUUCAAAUCCAUGUGGUUUAAUAUAAUGUGAAAUUGACUGUGGUGUACAGUCUGAAGGGCUCGAGGAAGCCAACGUGCAUCAUCCAAGCUGUAGGGCUGUGCAUGCAUUCAUACAUUCUUUUUUACAUGCUGAUGCAAAUCUGCAGCCAACACCAGUAAAAGACACCAAACUCCCCCAAAAAACAAAGAAAAAAAACAACCAAAACAUAUGUAAAUACUUGUGUGUGUGUGUGUAUGUGUAUAUAUAUAUAUAUAUUGAAUUCUUACUUGUGUUUCGAAGCAUGGCCUUGUGUAUAAGAUUUUACCAUGUAAGAUUUAUUAUGUAUGAUGUAAUAUAUUUUCUGUGACAACAAUACUGAUAAACUUUCCUGCAUUUGGAUUUUCAGCAUUCGGGUGAAGUCUGGAAAAGCUUUGUCUGUAUUCGUAGCAGUUUAGUAUGAAA